Messenger RNA from Mangifera indica (mango), 1813 nucleotides. Its product is annotated as protein BASIC PENTACYSTEINE6-like. The transcript has 4 exons. The record is from RefSeq and is a predicted model, not a curated record. NCBI's taxonomy places the organism in Eukaryota, Viridiplantae, Streptophyta, Magnoliopsida, Sapindales, Anacardiaceae. Bases 378 to 1391 code for a protein of 337 amino acids. Gene Ontology annotation, cellular component: nucleus. Gene Ontology annotation, biological process: response to ethylene. Gene Ontology annotation, molecular function: DNA-binding transcription factor activity; sequence-specific DNA binding.
UACCCAACAGGAGACAUAAAUUGAAAAUUCUCUUACCUUUCUGACUCUCUUUCUCUGUUCCACAGAUUUUUCAUCUUCCCGAUUAGGGUUCUCUCUCUUGCUGGUUCUUUUACUUCUUGCUUUGACUGGCUUAAUGCUUUUUCGAUUUCUGCUGUCUUGAUCAUUUAAGAUGGUUGAGUUGGUGAUUUUGAAUUUCUCAAGUCAUUGGUGAAGUUAAGAUGUUUGACUGGUAUAGAAUUUGGGAUCUCCAGACUACUUCUCGUUAUAGAUGAAACAUUUAUGCUUGGAUAUGUAGCCAUGAAAGAUUAUGAUGUUUAAUUGAUCAAGCGAUUUUCCUCAUAUUGUAUUUGCCUUUUUGAAUUACAUUUGCAUCGCAAAUGGAUGACGGUGGGCAUCGUGAAAACGGGAGACACAAAGCAGAGCAGUAUAAGGCAGCUCAGGGCCAGUGGUUUGUGCAUCAUCAACCAACAAUGAAACAGAUAAUGGCUAUUAUGGCUGAGAGAGAUGCAGCCAUACAAGAAAGAAAUUUAGCUCUUUCUGAGAAAAAGGCAGCCAUUGCAGAACGAGACAUGGCAUUCCUGCAGCGAGAUACGGCUAUAGCUGAACGUAACAAUGCUAUUUUGGAACGAGACAAUGCCUUUGCAAGUCUUCAGUCUCGAGAAAAUUGCCUGGCCAGUGGUAGUAUGUCUUCAUGUCCACCAGGAUGCCAAAUUGGUCGUGGGGUGAAGCACGUACACCAACCGCAGCAGCAUGUACAUAAUCUGCCCCACAUGACUGAAGCUGCAUAUGGUACAAGGGAGAUGCAUUCAAGUGAUGGAAUCCUCAUGUCUCCUGGUGCUAAUGAGACUGGAAAGCCACGACGGGGUAAACGAGCAAAGGAGGCCAGGGUGAAAUCACCUAGUAAGAAGACAUCAAAAUCUCCACGGAAGAUUAAGCAGGAAACUGAAGACCUAAAUAAGAUUGUGUUUGGGAAGCCUCAAGAGUGGAAAAGUGUGCAAGAUUUGGAUGGUGCAGGUGAUGAUCUUAAUAAACAUUUGACAUCAUCGAAGUCUGAUUGGAAAGGUCAGGUCCUGGGAUUGAACCAAGUUACAUUUGAUGAUUCAACCAUGCCAGCACCUGUAUGCUCGUGCACUGGGACACUAAGACAGUGUUACAAGUGGGGAAGUGGGGGUUGGCAGUCUGCAUGUUGCACAACCUCCCUGUCCAUGUACCCACUACCGACAGUGCCUAACAAACGGCAUGCCCGAAUAGGUGGCCGGAAGAUGAGUGGAAGUGCAUUUAACAAGCUGCUUAGCCGGCUAGCUGCAGAAGGCCACGAUCUGUCAAGUCCAAUUGAUCUGAAGGAUCAUUGGGCCAAGCAUGGAACAAAUCGCUACAUCACAAUCAAGUAGAUAUUAAGAAAAUUUCACUUUGAUUGAGGAAGAGGGGAACAUAGAAUCAGCCUGUGAUGGUCGGCCAUGGUUUUUCCUACAAGCUAUGGCGGUAAGGUAAUAAAAAAAAAAAUUGAUGUAGCUAAAAUGUGAAUUACUGGGUCAAGGAUGGGAGGGAAUUUAUUAAGAUGGAUGAGUGGCCUGUCUCACUUUCCAAUUUCUUUUUAAUCUUUUGUCAUCAUUUUGUUGUCCCAGGAUAGAUAUAAGCCAUGGUUAUAAUGAGAAUGGAGGAUCGUUUCUCAUUGGCUAGGUUAAUAUUAGUCAGCUCCAGUUAAUCCACCUUGGUAGCUCCGGAUAAUUGUAGAGGGUUGUAUUGUAUCUCCACGUCUUCUUGUACUUGUAUGAAUAUAAGUGUUAGUUUAAAGUAGAACCAAUUACGUAAA